AUGACCCAUGUCUUCUUGGAACCUCUUCUUGGCACAGACCUCUUCUUCCCUGCCACCACCACAUCCCUGUCACCACCACCACCACCACAUCCCUGCCACAACCACCGUCACCAACACCCACCUGCAACCACCAUCCACCUGCCACAACCCCCACCUACUCCCGCCGGCCACCACCACAACUACCGUCACCACUAUCCACCUGCCACCACAACCACCAUGAAAACCCCUCAAAUCCAAAAACCCACUCAAAAUCCCCAACUUACCGGUUUUAAGAAGAAACAACCACCAACCAACAAGCAUUCUCUCUCCUCGCGUCUCUCUCUCUUCUCGCGUAUUUCUCUCUUCUCGCGUCUUUCACGCCGCCGUGCGCCGGAGAAGAAGGAGAUGGGUGUGCCGGAGAAACGGCUGGCCGGAGAAGGAGAUGGCGGUGGUGGUGACAGAUUGUAG
Messenger RNA from Helianthus annuus (common sunflower), 447 nucleotides. Its product is annotated as extensin-like. Bases 1 to 447 code for a protein of 148 amino acids. The record is from RefSeq and is a predicted model, not a curated record. The transcript has a single exon. Lineage: Eukaryota; Viridiplantae; Streptophyta; Magnoliopsida; Asterales; Asteraceae.